AUGUUUCACGUCCAAGGGACAUUUGAACAAUCUUUAAGAUGCGGAGACGAACUGUCACCCGGCGGCACGAAGACCCUGGCGGCGCUGGCGAAGAUACACAAACAUUGCACCGGCAAGGCGCACGCACAUGGUUGUGUUGACACUAAACCUAAUCCCCUCGCAAAAUCUGACUCUAACACGAGCAUGCAAUCAAAGAAAUCUUUUAGAAGUGAUUGCUUCAUUGAGAUCAAAGAUACUGUCAGGGCUGAUAGUCCGGCUGUCAGAACUGAUAGCCCUUUCUCUAAAAAUAAUGGAUCAAUAGGCAAAAGCUUCAGCAACAGCACCAGCUCCUAUGAAGGCCACAGCGAUACAGAUUCAGAAACGACCUUUAAAUCGAGAUCAGAGCAUAAAUCGACCGAUCCCUGCGAGAGACUCUUUUCGCAAAACACUAAAGCAUCUUUGAUGAAAACAGCACGUAUGCGAUAUGCUGAUGAUAAUACAAUUUCAACUCUACAAGAUGAAAUAGAUGGCGAAAGAUGGAAAAAUACAUUUGUAAGAACUCCAUCGAGAGGAAGCUUUAGAGAAAAAAAAUCCGGCGUCGUCACAAUAGAAGAAGUAAAACUCGAUGGAGCCAAGAAUUCCGAUGAAUUAUGUAAUUACGAAGUAACAGACGAAAAAAAGAAAAAUCUAACUCCAAAUAAAAAUAUAAUUUUACGUAAAAGUUCCCCAGGAACUUAUAACGGGAAAAACGCUCCUGUUGGAGUCUCAUCAAAACCGCCAUGGCGAGGCGCAAGUAAAAAUGGUAUAUCUAACGAACCGUUUGUGCGUUCACCAUCGCUUCGGGGAAGUAUCAGAAAAAAGAAAAAUGACGGCGUACCGUGGCAGAGGCUAUAUGACCUUUCACUCUGGAGAAAGUGUGGUGUAAAUUUUGCUACAAAUGGCGCGGAUUCGGAGCGUGCCCUUCUUAGACCCUGGAGCGAGCUAUCGUCUCAAUUGCAGCCACCGUCCGAGGCAAAAUCGGAAGAGCAACUGGCAUGCGAAAAAGAAUGGCUUCAAGCUGGUCAUAUGUGGCUUGCUCAUCGCGGUGGUUUUACAGCAGUCGUGAGAGAGGGCGACGCGGACGCUGGCAGGGCGAAAGUCCGUGUAUUGCAAACGGGCGAAGUGAUUACUGUGGAUGAAGAUGACUUGGAAAAAGCUAAUCCACCACAACUGGAACGCUGUGAAGAUAUAGCUUCCCUCCGUUGUUUGAAUGAGUGUGGUGCGCUGCACGUACUACGGUCGCGGUACGCCGCCGCUCUACCUCACGCUCGGGCUGGGCACGCUUUGCUGGUGCUAGGACCCCCGAGACGUACGACUCCUGUUUAUACCGAGAAGGUAGCGGCAAUGUUUCGUGGAUGCCGUGUGGAUGAUAUGCCUCCGCACGUGUUCGCGGCGGCACAGUCUGCACACCGUUGUAUGCUCGCUUCUAGACGAGAUCGAGCCAUUGUUUUCCUUGGAAGGUCUGGUUCAGGCAAAACUUCAGCAAUGAGACAUUGUGUGUGGUACUUAGCGAGUGCGUACCCCGCGCAGGGGUCUAAGCUCACCCCGGAAAGGCUGGACGCCGCUUUGGAUGUCUUACAUGCCUUUGGUUCUAGCCGGACGGGUUCUAACUCGUACGCAUCUCGUUUCGUGUCGCUAACGUCUUUAGAUUUCGAUGGCGGCGGUGCUUUAGUAUCGGCGUCCGUACAGAUACUGUUGCCGGAUCUCAAGCCUGACCAAACUGCGCUUAGAGCUCUGCAUACAUUAUUCCACGGGUGCGACGGUCGUCUUAGACGUGAGCUGUUACUAGACCAAGCGCCAGUAAACGCACCGAAUCCCUACGUGUGUUCGACGGAGAAAGCGGAGGCCCCGUCAGAGUUCUCCGCCCUAAAGGAAGCCCUGCAAGUACUGGCCGUGACCGAGCAAGAGCAGAUGGCAAUUUGGAAGAUUUUAGCAGCUGUGUGUCAUUUGGGAUGGGCCGGCGUUGUUAGAGCGAACACAGCGUCAGGUCUAAAGUACCAGUUCGCGAGCACGGGGAGCGCGACGCGCGCGGGCCGCCUGCUGGGCGUGGGCGCGGACGAGCUAGCGCGCGCCGUGUUCGCGCCCGCCACGCCGCCGUCGCCCCAGCCGCCGUCUAAUUUAAGAACUCCAUCGCCGUCAAACGAGAAAGAGGCACCAGGCUCAGAAGCACUCGAUGCGUUUGUCAGUGGACUCUACAGUGAAACAUUUAAUAUCGUCGCUGCUUUAGUCAAUAGGAGCGUGUCGACGUCGGCGCGCACGUCGGCGUCGCUGCUGCUGCUGGACACGCCGGGCGCGGACAACCCCAUGUGCGCGGGCCAGCAGAGCGGCGCCGCGCUAUCCAAAUUACUCUCCAAUUAUUUACAGGAACGUCUCCAAGCAGUUUUCCACGAAGCUCUACUGGUGGCGCCGCGCGAGCGCUACGCACAAGAGGGCAUCACUUUAGAUGACGGCUCAGAAGAGGACUGGCUAUCGGAAACCGUUAACCCUGGUCCGAUGGUUGACUUGCUGGACAAGGCACCUCAGAACAGUAUCGUACGAAGCUCGCAGGCCGAUCUUCGUGACUGCGACCGACGAGGACUGUUAUGGCUCUUAGACGAAGAGUCGAUGUACCCGGGCUCGUCGGACGACACGUUCCUAGAGCGCGUGAUGGCGCACUACGGCGCGCCGCACCAGACACACUACCUCAUCAAGAAGGCCCCGCAUAAUAGGCAGUUCAUCUUGCAACAUUUACAGGGCACUAAUCCUGUGUUAUAUGACGUCACCGGGUGGGUGAAGGCGAGCCGCGAGAAUCCUAUCCUUAAGAAGGCGCACACGUUGUUACAAGAGAGUCAAAACGAGGACAUCGGGCGGCUGUCGUCGUGGCCGCGCGGCGCGUGCGGCGCGGGCGCGUGGCCGGCCGCCGCGGGCGACGCCUCCACGCUGCGGCGCGCCUCCUCCAUACGCAGGACGCUCACUUCAGCUGACGCCUCUCCAUUUUGUCGAGCCUCGAUUUUACGGCGUUCUCUCAACUGUGGUACAGCAGGUAUGAAGCGACGUUCUACGGCUCUGCAAGCGAAGUUCGUAGCAGACGGUAUAGUGGACACGCUGCGUCGCUGCGGCGCCGGCGGUGUCCACUUUGUGUGCUGCCUGCUCACCAACCAGCCGAAUGAGUCGCUUGAUGACGUCAACAUACCGUUAUUGCGCUCUCAGUUCCGUGGCUUCCAAUUACUCGAUGCGGCGAGGUUGUAUAAACAAGGAUUCCCUGAACACAUGCCGCUUUCUGAAUUCGCAAGAAGAUAUCGUCUGUUAGCAACGUCGGAGAGUGAGAACGAUGAGACAACGCAACAAACAUCGAUGUCGGACCGACAGAUCGUAGACGAUAUGCUUUUAGCUCUGGAUUUGGAUGUUACUAGUUACAGACUUGGAAUGACUCAAGUAAGUGCUAGAAUAACA
Messenger RNA from Brenthis ino (lesser marbled fritillary), 3450 nucleotides. Lineage: Eukaryota; Metazoa; Arthropoda; Insecta; Lepidoptera; Nymphalidae. The record is from the annotation of a GenBank genome assembly.